This is a messenger RNA of Perca flavescens (yellow perch), 591 nucleotides long. Its product is annotated as protein PLANT CADMIUM RESISTANCE 9-like. Lineage: Eukaryota; Metazoa; Chordata; Actinopteri; Perciformes; Percidae. The transcript has 3 exons. Bases 1 to 591 code for a protein of 196 amino acids. The record is from RefSeq and is a predicted model, not a curated record.
AUGGAAGCACAACCCUUAAAAGACUGGAACAGUGGUCUCUUUGACUGCUUUGAAAACGCAAAUACUUUUUGCUAUGGUUUCUGGUGUUGCCCUUGCCUUGCCUGCACAGUUUCAGGAAAAUUUGGAGAGAACCGUUGUCUCCCAUUAUGUGACAUGGCCGGCCCCGCGAUAACGGCCAUCUUUGGGAUACCUGUGUGUAUGGCGCCUCCUGCAGGUCUGUCCUUAAGGGCUGCCAUGCGAAACAGAUAUGCUAUCGAGGGUUCUCUCUGUAGGGACAUCGUAGUUUCCUGUUUCUGUGGGUGGUGCAACUGGUGUCAGAUGGAUCGUGAGUUAAAAAAUCGUGAAAACGCUCCCACUGUUGUCAAUGUUCACAAUCAAAAUGUUAUAAACGUGAAUGUGCAGCAGCCGACUCCAAUGAUGAUGGCUCCUAUACACCCUGGUCCAAUGAUGAUGGCUCCUAUAGACCCUGCUCCAAUGAUGAUGGCUCCUAUAAACCCUGCUCCUAUGAUGUUGGCUCCUGCAGUGGGUCCUGAACAGCCUGCCCAAAUGAUGAUGCCUCCUGCAUACCAAUUAGUGGAAACCAAAGAUUGA